Messenger RNA from Apis cerana (Asiatic honeybee), 3075 nucleotides. RefSeq names its product serine protease gd. The record is from RefSeq and is a predicted model, not a curated record. Gene Ontology annotation, molecular function: serine-type endopeptidase activity. Gene Ontology annotation, biological process: proteolysis. Lineage: Eukaryota; Metazoa; Arthropoda; Insecta; Hymenoptera; Apidae.
UAAGAUUAAUUGACGCAAGUCGAUUCAUCGUAAUUGAUAUUGAAUUAUCUUUAACUAUUAUAUUGUUUUCAUUCGACUAUGUUUGUAAACAAAUUGAAAACCAUAUUGACGACAAAGAUUAAAUGUUCAUUAAAAUAUUUAAACAAUUAGAUAAUACAUUUUGAAAUAAAACAAUGACAUAUACCGAAGGAUUAAAAACAAAGUUGCCAUAUAAAUUUUCACAUUGAGAAUAGUAAAGGAAAUUAAUAUAGUAUUGUGAUUCAUACUGUAACGAAAGUGAAGAAAUGGGAAAAAAAUAACGAAUAUACUAUUCUAUUGUGUUUUAGUUAGUUUAGAGAUGAGAUCAAAAAAUAAUAAAAGAUUUAUUUAUCUUUAAUUAUAAUUAUAAGUAUUUCUAAAAGAAUACUUGAAAAUCUAAAUUAAAUUAAGCUAACUUAACUGUUAUUGUGUAAACUAACCUAACUUUUAAUUCUAAAAAUAAUAAGAUAUAAUAUAAUUAUAAAAAUAUAUAUAAUAUAAAAAUAUUUGUUAUUUCUUCUUUCACUUCUUAGUUUUUCUUUCAAUAUGAAUUCUGAUUAAAAGAAAUUAAGCAAUAAUCUGAUUUAAUCAUUGAAAAAAAUGAAAAAAAAUAAUAGAAGAGUAUUAGAAAGUAGAAAUGAAAAUAGAAGAAAUAACAGGUGUUCUAUCAUUUGACCAAGGUUUUAAUCUCUUGAAAAAGUAAAUAGAGACAUCUAUCCAUUACACUGUCAUUUUCUCUAUAUCCGUUUUAUUUUAUCUAAUGUAAACUUCAAUUUGUUCAUAACUUGACAAAUAAAUAAAUAAUAAAUUGAUAUUUUUGUACAUUAACUUUUCUAUUUGUUUUCGCUUCGAUCCUCCUAAGUUGUUCCAUUAACACUCUAUAUAUAUGUAAUCUUAUUAAUUUAAAAUUACAUAAAUUCAUUUAGCCAAUAUACUAAACAACACUCACAUUCUUGAUGUAACUUCUAUGACCAAUAUGAUUCAUUCGAUGCGAUUAAUCAAAUUCGUGAGAAGAUCAUAUUGUUUCUUCCGCGUCGUCAUUCUCUUUCAAGAUUUCUUCAUACGAAUGAAACGGUUAAUUGUCGGGGAUGCCCCACCACUUUCCAGAAUUUACAAAAGAAACGAUAAAUCCUCAGUUUCAGGAUGGUGAAUGUAAUUGUCAAGGUUGCACUAUUCCUCCGUAUUCUUCAAUUGACCGCAGAAACAGCUGAUCAGUCGCCAUGUCCCGAGUACUUCCGAUAUAUUUCAGAUUCUAUCACAGGUGAAAUCAUUGGUUUUGUUGAGAUACGAUCGCCACCAAAAGGAAUUCCUUUGACGCUUAGUGUCAAAUUGAGCAUUGCCGUUGCAUUGCCAUCGAAAUAUGUUGGUAGAUUAGAAUUAGCACAACCAAAGGAACAAUCAAUUAGAGAAGUUAUGCAGGGUAGGCCUUUACAUUAUAAAAUCCAUUUUCCACUUCCUUGGCCAAUACCCAUUUUAACUGGUUUAUGGUUUAACGAUGAACAUAUUUGUUCAGGUUUACGCGUAAGUGGACCAAUAGUCACGUUCAUUGUCCUAAAUCACACGCUGUACCCACCUUCGUUAAAGCUCAAUUUCGACUCAAAUCCCAUUAAUUUUCCUCAGCCUUUGCCAAACUUUCCAUCCACUCAAGACAAUCCACCGGUGGUAUAUCAGCCAAUCACUCCAUCACCUGACAGAUCCAUAUCAAUUGUCAACAAGCAAAAUAAGGUGGAGUGUGGUAGAAGCAGUACUAAGUUCAAUCUUCUAGUGGCUGGAGGAAUGAAUGCAUCUCGGGGUCAGUGGCCCUGGCUGGUUGCAAUUUUUGUCGUCAAAAAGAAUUUCGAGUUCCAAUGUGCGGGAACAUUGAUUACUAAUAAGCACAUUAUUACAGCUGCACAUUGUUUACUAAUAGAUAAUAUUAAUUUACCUGCUAGUACACUGCUAGUAUCCUUGGGACGCUAUCGCCUUCGAGAAUGGUCAGAAGAGGGUUCUGUAAAUCGAGAAAUAGCAGCGUACCAGCUCCAUCCUAAUUAUGACAAAGGGGGGAAUGCUGAUGCGGAUUUAGCAGUGUUGAGUCUGAGAGAGAAAGUAGAGUAUAAUGAUGUAAUCAGACCAAUCUGUCUCUGGACAGGGCCUGCACUUCUUGCCAGUGUUGUGGGAAAGUCUGGAUAUGUGGUCGGAUGGGGACGUGAUGAAAAUGGAAAUCGCCAUCUGCAAGAGCCUCGACAGAUCAAAGCUCCCAUUGUACGUCAGGAGGAUUGUCACUGGAGCAACUCAGAUUUCGUCUUGUUCACUUCGAACCGGACAUUUUGUGCGGGUUUAAGAAAUGGAAGUGGUCCUUGCAACGGUGAUAGUGGAAGCGGUUUUGUGAUGUACGAUCCUAAAACGGAUCGUUACUAUUUGCGAGGAAUCGUUUCGAGAUCGUUGCUGAAUAGAAUCACUAUGUCUUGUGAUUUAAAUCAGUAUAUAGUUUACGUGGACGUUGCACAACAUUUGGAAUGGGUACGAAAUAUGAUCUCGUCGUAGAACAAUUUUUUAUGAUCUGUAACUGUAAAUAUGUUAGUCGAUUAAUUUUUAGAUAUAAGUUAUUAUUUUAUAAUUAAAUAAUUUGCUUAUAAUCUGUAAAAUAAUACCAAAUCAAUAACGAGUCGAUUGAUGAUAAUUUAAUCUCUCAUGACUGUAAAAUGUAAAGUUUAAAAGCAAUGCAUGCGACAUUUUUGACUGCUUAUAUUAGCUUUUCAUAUAAAUAUUUAAUAACAUCAAUGAAUAUACAAAAAUACAAUUUAUCUGUAAAAAUAGAUAAUAUAUUGUAAUUUAAUUUUUUUAUACUUAAUAGUAUAUAAUAUUUAUUAUUAUUGAUGUAGUUUUGAUCUUACAUUUUAAUAUUUGCAUAUGUCAUUAUCAUUUUCUUUUGCACAAAACAUAUCUUUUCUUCUUUCUUUUUAUAAUCAUAGUUUUAUAUACUAUUGUACAUAUUCUUAUAAAUUUGUAGAGAAUUGUAAGCCACUUAUUCUACAAUCAAACUUAAAUUAUCCCAUUAUAAUAAAUGUUUAUAACAAA